Molecule: messenger RNA, 972 nt
Organism: Kluyveromyces marxianus DMKU3-1042
Lineage: Eukaryota; Fungi; Ascomycota; Saccharomycetes; Saccharomycetales; Saccharomycetaceae
Product: DODA-type extradiol aromatic ring-opening family dioxygenase
Exons: 1
Coding region: 1-972 (323 amino acids)
Molecular function (GO): zinc ion binding; ferrous iron binding; oxidoreductase activity, acting on single donors with incorporation of molecular oxygen
Source: RefSeq, a predicted model, not a curated record
AUGAGUUGGUUCAGUAAACUUUUCACGAACACGGCCAAACCAGCAUCAGCAGCGAUGACAUUAUCUCCAAGCACAGUAGGAGCAGCAACUCCGGUCUUUUUCGUUUCCCAUGGUGGUCCCACAUUUAUGUACUCCGACAAAGAGGGAGGCAUAAUGGGAGGUGAUUACGGUGCUUUCAAGACGGUGAGAAAAAUUGGACAGACCAUCUUGCAAGAUAUCAAGCCUAAGUUCAUUGUGUAUGUGAGUGCACACUGGCAAUCCAAAGCGGACAAUUUGAUUGAAGUUUCUGUGCCCAAGAGCUUUGGUAAGUCUGGUUUGGAAAACCCAUUGAUCUACGAUUUCUAUGGUUUCCCUCAAUACAUGUACCAGGAGCAGUUCCACUCUGAAUGUGACAUCUCUGUCGCAAACGACAUCGUGAACACCAUUAACCACUCCAACACGGGGCUCAAGGCGAAGUUAUCCGAACGUGGUAUCGAUCAUGGUGUUUGGGUUCCAUUGAAGAUUGCGUUCCCCAACGAUGAUUUGGUUAAGAACCAGAUCCCAUUGAUCCAGGUCUCUUUGACUCGUAACGAUUACGACUUUGACAGCAACUUCAAGCUAGGAGAACUUCUAGCCGAGUACAGAUCAAAGGGCGGUGUUAUCAUUGCCAGUGGUAUGACUGUGCAUAAUUUGGGGGACAUGCGUAAUCCAGGUCCAAAGCCAUACAACGAAGAAUUCACCAAGUUGUUGAACGAUAUUUUGUUGACCAAGCAACAGAACAAAUUGGGCAAAUUCAAGGCUAUUCUACAGGAUGCCAAGCAAAAGGAAUUGCUUUUGAAGGCUCACCCAUCUCUUGAACACUUUUUGCCCAUUAUCGUUGCUCUGGGUGCCGCAGAACAAAAUGGCGAUGACGUCGAAAAGAUCAAGCAAUUGUACAACAAUUCUGUAGAGAGUCUCGGGUGGGGUAUAUAUCAAUUUGGUGAUCUACUAUGA